AUUCCGAUCGCAUCGACCUCGUCUGCCUAUUGAUAACCUAACUGUACAGGAAAUGAUAAUUAUACACGAUGAACGAAGAAAUCUACAUACGAACGGCUACACAAGAUGAUUCAGACAUUCUUUAUAACUUACUCAAGGAAAUGCGAGAUGGGGAGGGGCGUCUGGACGCGUUUGUUGUUACUCCUGAAGAAUUCAAAAGGGAUGGAUUUGGAGAAAAUAGAUGUUUUGAGGCUUGUGUAGUGGAGCAUAAAGACAAUAAGGAGGUGAUCGGAUUUGCCACUUAUUUCUUCGGUUACAACGGUGACUGUGGUAAAAUUUUAUACCUGGAAGACAUUUUCAUCAAACCAGUAUUUAGAUCUAAAGGAUACGGAACGGCAGUUUUCAAGUAUAUGGCAAAGAUUACGUUGGGGCGUGGAGCUCGCCGUAUGGAAUGGUGUGUUAUGAACGAUCCAUCGUGGAACGCCAAGACGAUAGAGUUUUACAAAAAAUUUAACAGUAUCGACGACAACUUAAAGCAACUGUAUCUUCAUGGUGACGUUUUACAGAAAUGUGCAGAGUAAAUGUAGGAUCACAUACAGCAUGAUGAAUAAAUCUAUCUCAGAAAAUUCA
This is a messenger RNA of Ostrea edulis (European flat oyster), 609 nucleotides long. Its product is annotated as thialysine N-epsilon-acetyltransferase-like. The record is from RefSeq and is a predicted model, not a curated record. The coding region runs from base 69 to 560 and encodes 163 amino acids. Gene Ontology annotation, molecular function: N-acetyltransferase activity. The transcript is spliced from 5 exons. Lineage: Eukaryota; Metazoa; Mollusca; Bivalvia; Ostreida; Ostreidae.